UGUUUCCUGGGAGAGAGAGAGAGAAAUAUUUGGGUUGGGCGAGCUCACACGACGGCUCUUCUUCUAUUGCAUUUUGACCUCGGUGUGCGUAGUGCGGAAGACAGAAACUCGGAGCCAGAAUGUCAGCGCCACUCAGUCAAGCUGGUGUCCAGAUGAGCACAGGACAGUAUUCCCAAGGUCCGGUACAGUUUACCCAAGAAUCAGUACAAUAUUCCCAAGUACCAAUACAGCACUCCCAAGGAUCCGUGCAGUAUUCCCAAGUACCAAUACAGCUUUCUUCAACUUCAAUACCAGUUUCUCCAACUCAAUUGUCUGUCUCGCCUUACUCAACUAUCUCACGACAGUACGGAUCGCAGCUUGCUUCUGUCCAGUCUCCGGUGUACCUGACCACAAAUGGCUCUGCUCACACCGGCAAUGUUGUGUACGAAACGGUGCAGUACCUGGUUCCCCUAGAAAGGAAAAUGGAAGGCUAUGUUUUGGUCGACAGCCAACCCAGGGAGCAACAGCUGCUAUCACCUUGCUAUGUGCAGAACGUCAGCAGCUACAACAAGAACAACGUGGACACGACCGUACGGACUGUGCAGACUGUGGAAACAGUGCCAGCGGAUAAGGAGUCUUCAAAUGGGAAAGGAGUCUCUUGGUCAAGCCAGGUUAGUUCCAGCAGAGCUUCAACUCCUCCUCGCAGUCCUGCUGUGAGUGAGGUAAAUGUCAAGGUACAAAAAACUCAGGAAGUCUCCUAUGACACGGGUCCAAAGUUGGACAAUCGCUUUUUUGGAGUGCUCCUUGCUGAACUGCACCGCAAGAGCUUAGACAUCUACUCCUGCAUCUACGAGCAUGUGAGCAAAAUCCGAAGCAGGUACGAUUUAACUGUUCCGAGUGGUGUUAUCCGUCCUAGGUCGGUGUACAGGUCUGCAGUGCUGAUGAAAAGCACACUUUAUCAGUACAAACCUACUUGUUCAUGUUUAGGGGUGUCCCGUGGCCCUUGUGUUGUUUUCCAGGAAGAAAACGAGGAUGUUGAGCAUCUGAUUCCCAAGGGAGUGUCCGAUCUGACCAAGCAACAGAUCAGCUACCUUCUCCAGAUGCGGGUGACCUCAGAGAAGUCCCUGCGGCUGCUCCUUACCACCUUCAGCAGUCUCCGAGAGGAACUGAUUCACCUACAGGACGACCUCAGGAGACUGGAGAGUGACAAGGAGGCCCUGCAGAGGGACCUGAACUUCAAGAACAGUCAGGCCCAGCAGUACGAGAAGCUCCUGGAGUCCGUCCGAGUAAAUAACCGUCAGCUGCAGCAAACCCUGAAGGAGAGCAACUCGAGUAACACGAGCCUGGAGGAGAAGAUCCUGGUUUUGAGAACCUCAGGCUCCGAUAAAGAAUACCGACUGAAGGAGCUGGAGUACAGCAAGAGGGUGCUGGAACAAGAGAAUGAAUUGCUGAGGCAGCAGAUCGCUGGUCAGAGCAACAGCCCCAGUUUCCAGGCGAAAUCAGAAGCGAUCACUAAACAAUACACGGAAAUGACCAUCACCCUCCGUGAGGAGAAGGACAGGGAAAUCAAAGCACUGACGGAACAGCUCCGUAAGUUGCAGAUGGAAAGCUCCUCCAAGUCCAGCAGUGAUUACAGCACCCAGCUCCGGCUGACUGAGCUGCUGACAUCCCUGGAGCAGAAGGAGGCCAUCAUCAAGAGACAGGAAGAGGAAAUAAGGAAGUUUCGGCUGGACAAAUCCGAAAUGGAGAACCAGUCCAAGGGCGUUACCAAGACCAUCAUCACCAAAAAGUACAGAAACCAGUAUCCUAUUCUGGGUCUUCUGUCUGAUGAAUACCAGGCUACCUUGCCUAGGAAAGAAGCAAAGACCAUUGUGAUUGAGAGGACUGGGGAGAUGUACAAACAUGAAUACAUAACUUCUCCUUAAAAGAACUCCUUGAUUCUUACAGGAAUGAACCCGCUGAAGAACCCAUCCACAUAAAAUAACUAAUACCUGCAUGCUGCUAUUUUAUUUGCUCUUAAUGUUCUGGCCAGUGCUCCCUAACCUUCUGAAAGAGGCCUCGCUAAUGUUUUGCAAUUGAGCUGUGUUUGGGUGUACAAUCAAACAUGCAUUCUCUCACACACUGUGGACUGGACCUUAACAAAAAGAGGGAAACAAAAUAGUGUUUCAUGCUUAUUCAUUUAUUUGUUUUUGUGUAAAAUUAUUAUUUUUUAUUUUAAGACGCUUCAUCUGAUUCUUAAUUUUGAAGUUUUAUUUUUACUUCCUUGUAUACUACUGGGCAGCGAGCUGUAAUGGAAUGUGCAUGGGUUAUAAUGGGGCCUGUUUUAAAAU
Polyodon spathula (Mississippi paddlefish) is the source of this 2309-nucleotide messenger RNA. RefSeq names its product protein POF1B-like. Lineage: Eukaryota; Metazoa; Chordata; Actinopteri; Acipenseriformes; Polyodontidae. Gene Ontology annotation, molecular function: actin filament binding. The transcript is spliced from 13 exons. Gene Ontology annotation, cellular component: adherens junction; actin filament; bicellular tight junction. The coding region runs from base 120 to 1904 and encodes 594 amino acids. Gene Ontology annotation, biological process: bicellular tight junction assembly; epithelial cell morphogenesis; actin filament organization. The record is from RefSeq and is a predicted model, not a curated record.